Molecule: messenger RNA, 177 nt
Organism: Striga hermonthica
Lineage: Eukaryota; Viridiplantae; Streptophyta; Magnoliopsida; Lamiales; Orobanchaceae
Source: the annotation of a GenBank genome assembly
GCUUAUGAUCUCACCUGUUUUCCUCAUACUUGGGUGGGCUGUGGCGGUUGUGUCAUUCCGGAGUUCUUGUGCAAAGAAUAUGACGAGGACACCUUUAAGAAAAUGAUGGAUUUGGCACUUCUAGCACUCGAAAGUAUCAAUGACCAAACUGCGUACUCCGAGACUGGUGCCACCACC